Plasmodium gonderi is the source of this 9678-nucleotide messenger RNA. RefSeq lists its product as hypothetical. The record is from RefSeq and is a predicted model, not a curated record. Gene Ontology annotation, molecular function: protein binding. NCBI's taxonomy places the organism in Eukaryota, Apicomplexa, Aconoidasida, Haemosporida, Plasmodiidae. The transcript has a single exon. The coding region runs from base 1 to 9678 and encodes 3225 amino acids.
AUGAAUAAAAAUUUUAACAUUUCGAAUUAUAAUUUAGAUUUAAUCAAAUGUUUGCAAAAUGAUUCAGGAAUUUAUUUCAUAUUAGACCCAACGAAAGCAAUAAACGAUAAAAAAAGUUCCGAAGUAUAUGAUAUUUUUAUACCUGAAAAUAGUGAUGGUGUUACCUUGCAUGUUCAGAAAAUAAAUGAGGAGUACAAGUGCAUAGGUGUAAGUAUAACAAAGAAAGGAAUAGACAUCAACACUGGUACCCGAAUCUUUAACACCAAAAUUGCCGAUUGGUUGGAACAACUCUUUCAUUUUAAUAAAACCUUAUCAAGCAACAAGGCUCCAUCAAACGGCAACAUCAGUGUAAAGAGUGAUACAAAUAAGGACGGAAAUUUUGGAACAAACGUCAAUAUCAGUAGAAACAAUAACAAUAACAAUAACAUUAAUAGACUUAAACGAAUCAACAGCAAUAACUCAGGCACACCUGAGAGUAAUAGCAUAUUAAGUGCUUCCACAUCAACAAUCAUAAAUAACUUUAAUAAAGGAUCUAAUGCUGCCAUCGGUUAUCCGAAUGAUAGCACAAAGGGUACUAACAGCAGUAGUAAUAAUAUUAGUAAUAACAAUAACAACGGAAGUGGUAACAAAUUGAAUGUUUAUAACAAUAUAAGACAAGCGUCAUUAGUUGAUAUGCAGCAAGGACAAAUUACAAACUUAAUCAAAAAUCCUCAAAGUAAUUUCGACAAUUUUGAAAAUAACGAGAAUUGCAACCCUACAGCUGGUGGUAAUAAGAAAAGUAAUAAUAAGAUGGUAAAUCAAUCAAGUUGCAAUUUGAAUCAAAGUAACGGUACAAAUAAUGUCUUAACGCACAUUGUACCGUCCACAAAUCUGUCAACUUUUACUCAAUCGAAGGAUAAUAAUAAUAAUAAUAAUAGCACCAAUAAUAGCGGUAAUAGUAAUAGUAACAACAAUAGUAACAACAAUAGUAACAACAAUAGUAACAGUAACAGCAACAGUAACAGCAACGCAGCAGCAGUUUCACACAUACAACAAGCACAGCACACGAAGCAGAUAAUAUUGAACCAGAUGAAUGCAAAUCAUUCUCAUAAAUCACAUUUGAUGCCACAUCAUAAUUCAAAUUAUGAUGACAAGAAUAGCAAAUUGUAUAAUAGCAUGAAUGUGAACAACAUGAAUGGGACAAAUGUCAACGUUAGUUCUCUAAGCGUUAGUAAUGUGAAUAACAAAAAUAAUGCACACGGCGGAAGUUCAACGAAUCUAGGGAUUGUAGGAUCUCCAGGAAAUGUGCAAAUGACAUCCAAUACAAACAAUGAAAUGGUGAAGAAUAAUAAGAUUGGGUGUACGAAUAGACAAAAAAGCGUGAACCACCAUAUGCAUGGCCAUCAUCAUUUGAGUCAUUCCCCAAAUCAGCCACUUAACCAUUUGUCUAACCAUCCAUCGAAUCACCAACACGGGAGUGAUUCGUUAUACAGCACUCAAAAUUCACAUCCAAAUAACAAUCAUAUAUACAAUAAUCAGAAAUCUCAACAACAGUCUUAUAACGAAAAUUAUGGUUAUAGACCCACCUUAUUUAACUUGUUAGAGGUUUUAGCAAAUCAUAACAUUACCACUCCAGAUCAGAGGGUAUGCAUAAGAGGUAUAGUAACUGAUUUUUUAAAUAAUGAAUUACCUCAUGGGAAAAUAUAUGCAUACAUAGGUGCAGUGGUAGGACAUGAUAUUUUGCAUGACAUAAUAAGGAAAUUAGAAAAAGAUCCUAAUCGAAACGUAGUACCAGAUGCAUCCGGAUUGGCAAGAAUUGAAGCGGCAUUUGGUUUAAGUAAAUCGUCUUAUGAUUUUAUGAAUCAUAAUUCAAAUAAUUCAAGUGUAAACAAUAUUCCAAAUGUGCUAUUUAACCAUAGAAAUUUAAAUAGCGCCCUUUUGAAUAAUCAUAUAUAUUCCAAUAUCUUAUCCAAUGUAAAUAAUAAUAACAGCAAUGUCAGUGGAGGAGCAGCAGGAGCAGUUGGCGUGAAUAAUUGUGGAGACAAUAAUAACGGAAGCAUGGGUGGAAAUUUAUCUGCAAGAAGCCGCGAUCGAAUAAGUUUAGAAAAUGAAAAAAUGUUAAAUAAUGCAAAAACGCAAGCAGAAAUAAACAAUUUGUUGAAAUAUGCCAAGAGUAAUGAUAAGUAUGCAUUGUCAUGUAACAAUUUGCUAAAUUUGAAUAAGAAAAAAGCAUCAAAUAUAAGUAACCUUUUGAAUUUACGACAAGAUGGUGUUUUUAAUAAUAGUAUAGGAACCCUAGAUAAUAACAACAUUGGUGCAUUAAAUCAGAAAAAUAUCCUGAAUUCACAUGAUUAUCUUUGCAUGUCUAGAAAUCUAAACAUGCAAUGUAGUAACAAUUUGAACAAUAGAACUAGUAUUUCAGAUGAUGAAGAAGAAUUAAUGAAAGUUAUUAAAAAAAAUAUUGAAACGUAUAAGAUGAAUAAUAUAAAGAAUAUACUAAUAUCAUCUGUUUUUGGAAGAAUAAAGUGGCUAAAAAUUAUGAACGAAUCACCACAUGCAUAUUUAUAUGGACAUAGUAUAGUUAAAUUUGGAAAUAAAUUAUAUAUGUUUGGAGGUACAAAUAGUAAGCAUAAAAAGGUACCAUUCAAUCAUACAUUAACCUUUAGUCUUAUCUAUUACAAUUAUAAAUUAUUACCAUUAGGAGGAAAUUAUCCAGAAGAAAGAGAUGGACAUACCACUCAUUUAAUUUCAUUGAAGAAUGGAUUAUGUGUUUUUUUAUUCGGUGGUAGUAAUGAAAGUACCUAUUUUAAUGAUAUUUAUUUACUUGAUAUGGAAACAAGAAAAUGGAGUCAAAGGAUUACAAAGGGAAAAAUACCUCUUCCAAGAGAUCAACAUUGUUCACUUGUUUAUCCAGCGAAAAGUGAACAUGUAAGAGGUGAAAAAUCAAAUUUAACUGAAGGAGUAAUUAUAUUUGGUGGUAAAUGUCUUUACAAUAAUAAUAUUGUCAAUUUGAAUGAUAUGUGGAUCUUUUUAUUUCAAUUAAAUAUGUGGAUACGUAUCAAUUAUACUAGUCAAGAAUCUCCCAUUGGAAGAUAUGGUAUGAAUUUUGUAUGGUCAGACACCAAUACCUUAUGUUUAUUUGGUGGGGAAUAUUUUGAUGCCAAUAAAAAUUCUAGGGAAAGAAAGUUACUUGAUGAUAUGUGGACAUUUCGUAUUAAUACACCAUCAGUUCCAAAUCCGUUAUCUGUUAAUGGAAAUGUAGGAACUGCUUCUGCAUCAAGCAAUAGUGGAAAUGCAUUUAAAAAUUUCAUUUAUAGCCCACAAUCUAGUGCAACAGAUGCAGCAUUGUUUAAUAAUUCCAUGGAUAUAAUGGCAGGAGAAUUGUCUAAUAAUCCAAUUGGGGAUAAUAUUGGUUCUAUUGGAUCGAUUGGUUCUAUCGGUUCCAUUGGAGGAGGUGGUGGUGUGGGUAGCGGUGUCGGUGUCGGUGUAAAUGGUUGCAGUAGCAACAAUAGCCCUGAAGGAAACGACAGGAUGCAGUUCCAAAACAAUGUAGGAUUGAAUCAAUCCACAAGUAAAAACAACACUGCCUGUGAAAAUACGAACAAUUUAACGAACAAUGGAGUUUUGGAUAAAAAUAUGACGAAGGCUCCAUCUAAUGUGAAGGAAAAGAAUAAUAAUUCUGAUAACGAGGCAGAUAAUGUGAAGAAUAUUUUAAGCAAAGUAAAAAUUACAGGUUCAUGGCAACGAGAAAUAUAUGAAGGGAAGAUAGGCUGUAGAUCUAACUAUAGUAGCAUUUUCAUAACACAGAGACAUCAAGAUUUUAAAGGUUCUGAACCCAAAACGAUUGAAAAGUUGAUGCUUCUGUGUAGUGGAAUAACAUAUACCAAUAAGGAUAAUAAAAUAAAAAUUGUUUCAAGUGACGAAAUAUAUGUUUAUUUUUUUUCACAAAAAAGAUGGUAUUUAUUAAGAGGGAAAUUGUACAAUGAAGAAUUUAUAUAUAAUGCAAGACAAAGACAUGUAGGUUGUUUUUUCGAAUCAAAGAAUGUUUUAGGAAGGGCAAAUAAGAACCCAGUACCGUGUAUAUUUAUACAGGGAGGAUUUAAAAAAAAUUCCAUUUUUGGAGAUGCUUGGUUAUUAUCACUUACAGGGGAUAACCCUUUAAGAAUACAUGAAUAUGACACAUCGAGAGAAAAAAUAUCAACGACUCAGAUGCCACUCUACUACUUUAGAGAUACACAUUCUAUUAGUUUAUUAUACAGUUUCUGUACUUUGCAAAAAUGGCUAUUUGGUGCCUUUGCAAACUUGGUAGAUAAUUGUGUACAUGCACUAAAUCCAGCAGAAAAUGUAUUUAUAAAAUAUGAAUUAACACCAGAACACGACGGAAUGUUAUCUAUUCAGGAUGAUGGGGAGGGUCUAGAUUUCAACGCAAUGAAUAGAAUUCUCAGACUUUAUGGAAAUUACAAAAAUUACGAUAGUAAUAGUUUGUACAACAAUGAAAACGCUAGUAAUAGCAAUGUGAAGAAGCAUGGCAUACCCACUAGUGACUUUAUGAACACCAAUCGUAUUGAUGAUUACAGUGAUGAUGAAGAUGAGGAAGAAGAAGAAGAAGAUGACGAGGGUGACGACACUGCCAAUUGUCAUGAUGAGGAGGAAGAUGGGGGUCAAGAAGCAGAGGGCAGAAGAACCCAAGGAGUAAAUAAAAGGAGGAACAACAAUACGAGUGCCCAUGGAAAGGGAAGCCACAACGACAAGGGCAACAACGUCGAUAGCACCGAUAACAAUCAUAACAAUCAUAACAAUCAUAACAAUGACAACAAUGAGAACAAAGGUAGCAUCGAUUGCAUCGAUAACAGUAAGAAGGAUGAGAACAAUGGAGACGAAGAACGUGGAAAUGGAAAGGACAAUGGUGUGAAUAGUGCAGGUGCUGAGAACACUGCAGCAGCGAAUAAUAAUUGUGGUGUGACUACCGCACCGGGGGUUUUGAGUAAACAAAAUAAUUGCCAGAAUAACAUCUCGAGUGAUAGCAAGAAGAAGAAGAAGAAAAAGAAAAAAAAGAAAAAAAAUUCAUUCAAUGAGAGUUAUUAUCAUAAAAACUAUGAUCAAGAAUUUUUCUACAAUGAAAAUGCAAAUGGAAUAUUUGAUAUAAAAUAUGGAGUAGGAUUUAAAAUGUCUUUCGCUCGUAUAUCAUCCAGUUGUGCUAUAAUGUCAAGAACUAUAAACACAAUUGGAAUAGGGUUACUAUCCCUAGAAUUAAUGAAUCAUUGUGAUGCUAAAGAGUUGGCUACACCAUUAUGUAUGUGGAAAUUACCCAAUAAGGAAUUAAUAAACAGAAAUAUUGCAAAUAAAUCUGAACAUCGACAUCAUCAAAAAUUACUCAUGUCAUAUACUCCAUUUAAUAGUCCAAGCCUUUUAGCAGAACAAAUAAAUAUACUUGGAACUUACAGUGGUACCAGAUUACUUUACUGGGAUUUCAGGGACGAUAUGGAUUUUAUUGUAUUCUCCCCGGCCAACAAUAAUAUAUACCUUAGUAGCUCUCCACUCAGUAUUGAUGAAAUUAAAUGUACAAAAAAGAGAAAAGGUAUAACAACAACGACUGGGUUCGAUACAUUAAAUAAAUUGCAUUGUGUUGAAGAUAUCAAAUUGAACAACAGAGAAAUCAAAAGGAAAGCUCAUUUUUUAGAACAUACACAGCAGGGAGAAGACAAGAAUAAGAGAACCAAAUUCAUGGAAUCGAGUGAAAAAUACACACACACACAUGAUGUAGGUAAUAAUGGAAGAGGAGGAGGAGACGUCCACGACCGAAACGAUCAGAAUGGAAGAGACAAUCCAGCAGAAUUUUCCAUAGAAAACAAGGACCAAUCUGCAGAGGUUAAAGAGGAGGAGGGUGUAAAUAUUAAUGAUGUUAAUAAGGGUGAGGAGAUUAAGAAUGAAAUGGUUGAUGCGAACGAUCACCACUCCACUGAUGAUGAAAGUGGGAAAAUGGAGUGCAACAGGAGGAACGGCAGCAUUGGCAAUGAUGGAAAUUUAUCUAAGAGUAGAAGCACACACAUUGAGAAUCAUACGGCAGAAGGAAAAAUGGGAGACAGCUGUAAUGUCAAUGAAGAAGACGAAGCAGGACGAGUGGGUGGUGGUGAAGCUAGUGAAAAAUGUCAUAAUGGAAUUAGCAUUAGUAAUAAUAAUGAUCAAGCAACGACGAAAUCGGAGAAGAGCGAAAGAAAUGUAGAAAGAGCAAUGAAUAAUGGGAUGAAUAAAAAAAAUGAUGAGAAUGGAGCAAAAGGAGUAACAACCAAGUUGUCAUCAUCACAAAUACUCGCAUCCACGUCAGCUGUGGAAUCCUCUUCAUCAUCCAAAAUAUGCAACAAAAACAAAUUUUAUAAUAAGGAGCAAUUCCAACACUGCAAUGACAUGCUAAAGAAGAUGAAUCUUUUUGAAUACAAUUCUCAUCUUCAUCCAUCCAUAUCAAAGGAGAAGUAUAAUAUAAGUCCAAUUUUUCCACUAUGGGAUCAUCCAAAAGAUAGUAUAGAUUAUUGUUUAUCAACAUAUUUGUAUUGGUUAUAUCUGAGGAGAAGUACAAAUAUAUUUCUUCAAAACACGUUACUUAUUCCUACAUGUAUGAGAAGGAAUGAUGAACAGAAUUGUGCACAUUCACAGGAAGAAGGACACUUGGGAGAUAUUAGCAAUAGAGUUGAUAAAGGGAAAAAAAAAAAAAAAAUGAAAAGAGGAAGAAAUUUGAAAAAAGGAAUUGCAAAAAUUGGCAAAAAAAAUGCAAAUGUUCAGAAAAAAGAAAUAGGAAUAGACCAAACUGAGAAUAAGAAAGAAUAUUCUGCUGCCACAAAAAUGGACAAAAUGGACAAUGAUGAAAUGGAUGUAGGAGAAGGAAGAAAAAUUCUGAAAACGAAUGAGCAACCAAGUAAAGACAAUCAUAAUAGUUCAGUUGUUUCCAAGUGUUGUAUUAGCAGUAGUAGUAGUGGUGGUAUCAGUACAGGUACUGUUCCUGAUGAUAAUUGUGAUAGUGGAAAAAAUGGAAAUAUUCAGAAUAAUAAUGAACAACAAGUAUUAGUCGAAAAUAUGAAUGUGAAAUGUGAAAUACAACAAGAAAAACAAAAUAAGAACAAUGAAAGUGUCGAUAAUUUGGAAGUCCACGGUGCUACUGAAGCUAGCAGCAAUGGAGAUAUGCAAGGUGUAGUAGUAGGAGGAGGAGGAGUGGUGGGUAAGACGAAUGUAAAAUUUUUAAAUGAAAUAGAUGCAAAUAUUGGAGAAGAAUCAUCUCCCAUUGUUGUAGCUCCUGUAGCAGUGGUUGAAGGUGGUGGAGAUAUAACAGUUGCGAAUGAGAAAAAUGGCAUAGAUCAUAGAAUUAAUGAGGAAGAUGAUAAUGACGAGGUAGAUGAUAAUGGAUUAACAAAACUACAAAAAAAAAAAUUGGAAGAAGCGUUAGAAUAUGGAAUUACCCAAGAUAUGAAAAAAAACAAACAUAUCCAUAGAAGUGAAACAGAUGAAAGUGCACCUGAGGAGGAUGAUGAUGAGGAGGAGGAUGAUGAUUACAAUGAAGAUGCAGAAGAGGAUGACGACGAUGGUGAUGAUGAUGAUGAUGAUGACGAAGAGGAAGGGGAAGUAACAGAAGUGGAAGGAGAGAAGGAAGAGAAGGAAGAGAAAAAACAGACGGAGCAGAAGGAAGAAAAGGAAGAAAGUGACAAAAGAAAAAUACACGAAACAGAUGAAAUAGUGAACCAUGUGGAGAAGGAGAAAACUCCAGAUGACGUCGACAGUGCGAAAAACCCAAUGGAGGAAAAAGGUGAAAGAGGUGAAAAGGUAGAAGAAACGACACUUGAUGAGAACUCGACAAGUAAUGAAAUUAAAGAUAAUCAAGUGAAGAAGACAGAAAAGGAAGAAAAUGGGAAAGAAGAAGGUCAUCAUCAGUUGAAGGAGGAAUGUGUCGAAGGAGAAGAAGGGACCAUGGGGGGAGGGAAGAAAGAUGAACAGGAAAAUCAAGAAAUGCUUAAAAUGCUGAAUGUUAAAGGAGGAGGAGGAGGAGGAGGGAAAGGGCCAAAGAAAACAAAAAAAGAUAAACGAGAAAAACUCGAAAGUGGGGUAGGAAGAAAAAAAGGAAACAAUAAUAUGAAUAAUCAUAAUAAUGAUAGAAAGAUGGACGAAAAUGAAAGAUUACGAAAAGAGAAUUAUGUAAAUGUAUAUAUGGAAAAUUUGAAAAUUAAAGAUGAAUAUUAUAUAAAUAAUACCAAUAAAUAUACAUUAUAUAAUUUUUUAAGGAGAAAAUUAUAUAGAAUGGUCGAGUUUCAUUAUUUAUUUACGCCCUCUGAUUAUGAAUAUGGCUCAUUCAUUAUGAUGGGUUUUUUAAAUGAUAAUACUAGUCCAUGUAUAGAGAUUAAUAGGAUAUGUGAAACUGGUAUUUUAUUAUAUUAUAAAAAUAGACUAAUUAAAAGAUUAGAUGCACCAUUUAUAGAUUCAGCUUAUAAUCUGUCUCUUUCGAAAUAUCCCCCAAAUCCUUCUUUGUACGAGGGAAAUCUUUAUAAAUAUGCACUUACAGCGAUUGUUAACGUGCCCAAUUGGCUUAAACCAUCUAUUAGUAAACAAGAAUUCAUACAUGAAAAUAAUUAUGCAUUUCUUCUUUUUAAGAAAAAAUUAGUGAGUCUGAUUAAGUACUACCUUUGCAUCUGUGAGGAUAACCUUAAACUCACCAAAUGGAGGGAAUCGAGGGAUCUAAAAUUAAAAAGAUAUCUGGAAAAUGUGCAAUACAACACACGACCACCCAGGAACGAUUCAUUUAAUGAGUAUGAAAAAGUGUACAAAAUAAUGUAUUCGGACAAAGAUAAUAAGGGUGGUGUAAUAGAUCAAGGAGGUGCUGUUACUUCAAAGGACAGACAAGAGCAAAAGCAGAAGCAAGAACAGCAACAGCAAAAAGCAGAACAAGAACAAAAGCAAGAACUGCAGCAGGAGAAGCAGGAGAAGCAGCAACAGCAGAAACAGGAAUGUGAGCUUGCGACACAGGCAUCCAAAGUAAUUGAUAAUAAGACUUCAAGUGGAAAGAGGAAAAGGGAAUCAGCAGAUGAUGCAACAUUGAGCGAUAAGGAGAAAGACGAGCACUAUUCCAAUUUUAAAAAAAAACAAGAACAGUUAGAGAAUGAUGAAGCACAAGCUGACGACGACGAGCCAGUUGCUAUUGAUAGAGAAGCGAAUGGAGAGGUAGAUGAAGAGGAAGAUGUAGAACAGGAAGAUGAUGAAGAAAACAGCCAAGGAGACACCAAUAAAUCAAAAAAGGAAAAGAAACAGAAAAAGAAAAAUGGAGAAGAAGAUGAGGAAGAAGUGGAGGAAGUGGAAGAAGAGGAGGAAUUAGAAGAUGAAGAAGUAGAAGAGGAGGAAUUAGAAGAAGAGGAGGAAUUAGAAGAAGAGGAGGAAGAAGUAGAAGAAGAGGAAGAAGAAGAAGAAGAAGAAGAGGAGGAAGAAGUAGAAGCCGCAAAGGAAGGACAAGCACGAAAAAAACAAAAAGCCGAUCAUGAAGAUGCUGAUGAGGAAGUGGAAGAAGUGGAGGAAGAGGAAGAAGUAGAAGAAGAGGAAGAAGUAGAAGAAGAGGAAGAAGUAGAAGAAGAGGAAGAAGUAGAAGAAGAGGAAGAAGUAGAAGAAGAGGAAGAAGUAGAAGAGGAGGAAGAAGAAGAGGAAGAGGAGGAGGAAGCAGAAGAAGAAUAA